Catharus ustulatus (Swainson's thrush) is the source of this 2693-nucleotide messenger RNA. It is a transcript of the gene SLC35B4, whose product is annotated as solute carrier family 35 member B4. Bases 122 to 1123 code for a protein of 333 amino acids. Gene Ontology annotation, molecular function: UDP-xylose transmembrane transporter activity; UDP-N-acetylglucosamine transmembrane transporter activity. The record is from RefSeq and is a predicted model, not a curated record. Gene Ontology annotation, biological process: transmembrane transport. NCBI's taxonomy places the organism in Eukaryota, Metazoa, Chordata, Aves, Passeriformes, Turdidae. Gene Ontology annotation, cellular component: endoplasmic reticulum membrane; Golgi membrane. The transcript is spliced from 10 exons.
GCGAACUACCGGCGGCCGGAGGAAGCGGGGGCGGCGGGGCCGGGCCCGAGAACGGGGCAGAACCCCGGGAUCGGGAUGCGGACACGGCCCGGGACGCCGCCUCGUUGCCCGGAGCGACACCAUGCACCCGGCCGUGGCGGUGGGGCUGGUGUUCGGCGGCUGCUGCAGCAACGUGGUGUUCUUGGAGCUGCUGGCCAGGGAGUUCCCAGGAUGUGGGAACAUCGUGACCUUCUCCCAGUUCCUAUUUAUUGCGGUGGAAGGUUUUAUCUUCGAGGCCAACUUCGGGAGGAAGCGCCCGGCCAUCCCCAUCAGGAACUAUUUCAUCAUGGUGGCCAUGUUCUUCACCGUCAGUGUGGUCAAUAACUACGCCCUGAACCUGAACAUCGCCAUGCCGCUGCACAUGAUCUUCCGCUCGGGCUCUCUCAUAGCAAGCAUGGCUCUAGGGAUCAUCAUCCUGAAGAGAAGGUACAGCACGUCCAAGUACGCCUCCAUCGCCCUGGUGUCCCUGGGCAUCUUCACCUGCACUUUGAUGUCUGCAAAGCAAGUGGCAUCUGACUCCAGCUUAAAUGCAGAGGAUGGACCCCAGGCUUUCCUCUGGUGGUUGCUGGGCAUUGCUGCCCUCACCUUUGCCCUGCUGAUGUCUGCCAGGAUGGGCAUUUUCCAGGAGACCCUGUACAAGAAAUUUGGGAAGCACCCCAAGGAAGCCCUGUUCUACAACCACGCGUUGCCACUCCCGGGAUUUCUGUUCCUGGCUCCCAACAUUUACCAGCACGCCGUGCUCUUCAACCAGUCUGAGCUGUUCCAGGUGCCAGUGCUCGGCCUGACCCUGCCAAUCAUGUGGUUCUACCUCCUCAUGAAUGUCAUCACCCAGUACGUCUGUGUCCGUGGCGUGUUCAUCCUGACCACGGAGUGCACGUCGCUCACGGUCACCCUGGUGGUGACGCUGCGCAAGUUCGUCAGCCUCAUCUUCUCCAUCCUCUACUUCCAGAACCCCUUCACAGGCUGGCACUGGCUGGGCACUGCCUUUGUCUUCGUGGGCACCCUGAUGUACUCUGAGGUGUGGAACAGCCUGGGGCCCUUCCUGGCACACUGCCAGAGGAGGAGGAGGCCGAAGGAGGAGUGAACCAGGCAUUUUCUGCAGGGAGUGAAUCCAGGCAUUUUCUGCAGGGACCUUUGAGUUGUUUUCCAGAGCAGAGCAGCAGGGAGCCCCCCCCAGGGGGUGUUUUUAUAACAAGGGAGGUGUUGGCAGUGCCAAGCUCCUGGGAAAAUGGGGAUCCUCUGCUGGGGACAGAUUAUGGAGAAACAAUCUGGUUAUUUUUUGUCAGUCAGCAAUUUUUUUAUGUGACUCCUUUUUUUUUCUUUUUUUUUGUUUUUUCUUUCCCCAUCCUUUUUUAAGGAAAAACUGUCUCAGAGCUUUGUUGAGAACCCAACUUUUGUGUUGUUGGCUUGGAUCAGCUGGACCCUGAGCCAGUUUGGUGCUGACCUUUAAUUGUCCCAGAGUCUGGAGCUGAUGGCUCAGCCCCAUUCCAGAGGGAAUCCCUGAUCCCUGUGCUGGGAGAAUGUGGGGUACAGCCCCAGCUGGAGCUGCCAGUGGAUCCUGAGAGGGUUGGGUUUAUUUUCCCUCUCCCAGUUCUCCUCCUAUCCCUUGGGAUCAGCUCCCUUGUGGCUUUUGUGUCAGCCUGGCCCAGGCUCCGUGUCCCUCAGUGUCACCUCUGGUUGGUUUUCCUGCAGUUUUCCUGGAGCAGCACCUUGUUCCCAUGGUGGUGCUGCUGUCCCUGCUCAGCUGGGACAGUUGAGGCAUCCAGGAGGGAUAAAGGAAAAAUGGAAAAAAAAAAAAAUCCCAACGUGAUGGAAAGGCAACACCUCCCUCCCAGGCAUUCCCUGAGCCAAGGUCACCUUUCCAAAACUUCUUCCUUCUAUUUUUACUGCUGAUUUUUAUCAGCUCUCUGGGAUAAUCCCAUUCCCAGCUUUCCUGGCCUCAUCCUUGCUGGGAGGAUGUGGGAAAAGCCAGGACCUGCAGCUCCAUCCCAAGGUCCUGAAGGAAUUUUUUCCCCCAGUUUCUGUUUUUCCUGAGCCUGAAAAAACUGAAAUUCAAGUUCCAUGGGAUUUUUCCAAGGCUUUUGUAGAUGGGGAGGCUGACCUGGUGUAGGUCAGGUGUUGUUCCAGCUGUUUGUGGUGGCUCCAAGGACAUAGAGAGAGGCAAAACUUCAUCCCUGAUUUUCAUUUUCCAAGCUCUUCAACAUGGACCUUCAGCUGGAACUGGGGAGGGGGGAAAGCCAACAGAAAUUUGGGAUGAAGGAUUUUAGGAUCAGGGUGAGAUUCCUCAGAGAUCAAACACGGUGGGGAAACAGUUGGAGCUAACUCAGGGUGUUGGAUCCAGGGAUUGUUUUAUCCAGGGAAUGUGGGAUCCAGGCAUUGUUUUACCCAGGGAAUGUGGGAUGCAAGGAUUAUGGGAUUCAGAGAUUGUUUUUUCCAGGCAUUGUGGGAUCCAGGCAUUGUGAGAUCCUGGGACUGUGGGAUGCAGGGAUUGUAGAUCCAGGCAUUGUGGGAUGCAGGGAUUGUUUUAUCCAGGCAUUGUGAGAUCCAGGGAUUGUGGGAUCUGGGAAUUGUUGGAUCCAGGCAUUGUUUUAUCCAGGGACUGUGGGAUCCAGGGACUGUGGGAUGCAGGGAUUGUGGGAUUUAGAGAUUGUUUU